Messenger RNA from Eubalaena glacialis (North Atlantic right whale), 754 nucleotides. RefSeq names its product myoglobin (gene MB). The record is from RefSeq and is a predicted model, not a curated record. The transcript has 5 exons. Gene Ontology annotation, cellular component: extracellular exosome. Bases 82 to 636 code for a protein of 184 amino acids. Gene Ontology annotation, biological process: oxygen transport. NCBI's taxonomy places the organism in Eukaryota, Metazoa, Chordata, Mammalia, Artiodactyla, Balaenidae. Gene Ontology annotation, molecular function: oxygen binding; heme binding.
AGCUGCUGUGACACCUCUCCCUGCCCCCAGCCCGCUGUUUGGCUGGAGGCUCCAGGAGGACAGCUGGGCAGAAGGGGAGACAUGGAGACUGAGUUUCUUGAACAUCAGGAUGUGUUUUAUCUGGUUUUGUGUCCUCAGCAUGUAGCACAGUUUCUGACACACAACUGUGCCAUGGUGCUCAGCGACGGAGAAUGGCAGUUGGUGCUGAACAUCUGGGCGAAGGUGGAAGCUGAUGUCACAGGCCAUGGGCAGGAUGUCCUCAUCAGGCUCUUCAAGGGUCAUCCCGAGACCCUGGAGAAAUUUGACAGGUUCAAGCACCUGAAGACAGAGGCUGAGAUGAAGGCCUCAGAGGACCUGAAGAAGCAUGGCAACACCGUGCUCACCGCCCUGGGGGCCAUCCUCAAGAAGAAGGGGCAUCAUGAGGCAGAGCUGAAGCCCCUGGCCCAGUCGCAUGCCACCAAGCACAAGAUCCCCAUCAAGUACCUGGAGUUCAUCUCGGACGCCAUCAUCCAUGUUCUGCACAGCAGGCAUCCUGGGGACUUUGGUGCCGACGCCCAGGGAGCCAUGAACAAGGCCCUGGAACUGUUCCGGAAGGACAUCGCCGCCAAGUACAAGGAGCUGGGCUUCCAGGGCUAAGCCCCACCCCCCAUGCCCCUCUCCCCACCCACCUGGGCAGGGAGGGAGGGGACUUAAUCUUGUGUAGCUGUAGGGUUUGCUUCUGAGUGCCUGCUUUGUUUGUGAGAGGCGGGUGGGA